This is a messenger RNA of Aspergillus steynii IBT 23096, 994 nucleotides long. RefSeq lists its product as uncharacterized. The coding region runs from base 251 to 811 and encodes 186 amino acids. The transcript has a single exon. Lineage: Eukaryota; Fungi; Ascomycota; Eurotiomycetes; Eurotiales; Aspergillaceae. The record is from RefSeq and is a predicted model, not a curated record.
CCAGUUCCUGCGGUCUGUUUCACUUCGAUUCUUUUCGCUGGAUACUCCGUAGACCGCAGUCGGUCGUCGUCCGCACAAUCCUGCCCGAUGUCCGAUAUCGUCGGUAAGCCCUCGGCUCUUCCCUCCCAGCUAGCUAAAUUAGCAUGACGCCUUCGACGUCGGUGGUGAGAAACCCAGUCUGAGAGUCGACGCCUCAACGCGCUUAUCACGCCUCAAAAACGCCAUCGUCAGCCGGUCCGAAUCCCAUCCGAUGAACGCCCUCCGAUCCCUCGCCGAAAAGCCUCGCCUCGGGCUCCGUAUCGGCAUUGGCAGUGGCAUCGGAGUCAGGCACAUACCAAGAGUGAUCAUCUCUUCCGAUCCUGGCGAUCGAUGUACGCUUGAUGUCACUGAUGAGCUUGAACUACCCGAGUCCCAUUCCGUGGUGGAUUCCACUCGGUCGCGUCGACCGGCAGGCGACGAUCUGUCUUGGGCGGCCGACUGGAUCAUCGCCCGGUCGGAAAUGUCUUGUCCGGGCUGCAUGGGCUCUGCUGGUGGUGUACCGAGUGAAACAGGCCAGAUGCCAAUUCUCAGCUCUGGUCUUGGAAUUGGGCCUGUUGGCUCUGAAGAGGUUGCUUGGCCCGCUGGGGGUGGGAUAUACCCACUUCGAUGCAUUUCCUGCGGGGCGAUACACGGUCUGAAGACUACAUGGCGUCAUUCUACAGCCAGUCAGUACUGUAGAGGGUCCUGUUUUCGUCAGGGUUGUCCUGAGAAGGUGAUCCUUUGUCUAUCCUCCAGGUUGAGCGCAUAUUUUCAGGUAAAGGAUUUCAACUGAUUAAUCAGUGAUUUGCCUUCCCACUAUCUCUCAUAACGGGACAAAGGUGUGAAGAUAAAUUCAGAACUGUGUUCGAUUUCAGUCCAAGUUAGUCGAUUAAUUCAUCAGAAUUCCAUUAACCUGUAAUAUUUCCAGAUUCCACGCUGUCUUUUGCUGUCUACGUAUCUCCGCUAUCAUUGAAAC